This is a messenger RNA of Gopherus flavomarginatus (Mexican gopher tortoise), 1225 nucleotides long. RefSeq names its product centromere protein P (gene CENPP). The coding region runs from base 117 to 965 and encodes 282 amino acids. Lineage: Eukaryota; Metazoa; Chordata; Testudines; Testudinidae. Gene Ontology annotation, biological process: CENP-A containing chromatin assembly. The record is from RefSeq and is a predicted model, not a curated record. The transcript has 9 exons. Gene Ontology annotation, cellular component: nucleus; chromosome, centromeric region.
GCGGGCGUUCGUUUGGGCGGGCGGUUCGAAGCUCCGGCUCCAGAGCAGAGACCGCGCGGGUUCCGAGCUCACCGCGGCCUGAGGGGACGGGGUAGCAGUAACAUUGAAUCUGAGAAAUGGAGAGUGACAUUUAUCAAGUUUUUGAAGAUGAAAUUCAUUCUUUGGAAGAAGAAAUUGAACUGUUAACUCAAAAGUUUGAAAACAAACAAGAAUCUACAUUUUAUUCUGAUGAAGAGAUACAAAUAUCAAUAAAAUCACUCCAAGGAGAAUCUACGCAACAUGAAUCCCCACCGGAUCUGAAAGCUGAACUUGAUUGCUUAGAAUCUGACCUCUCUUUUUUAAUGAAAUUCACUGGCAUUUGGUUCACAAAUUACUCCAAGGAAACAGUGGAAAAAACUGAAAACAAAACUAUACAGAAGCACAGAUUAUCAGGAAAUUGCUAUUCACUGCCUUUUCAGAUGGAAUUUCAACUUCUAGAAAUACAGAGUAAUGAAAGCAUAUCUGCUGCUGUUACCGACCUUAGCAUUAUAAUGGAAUGUGGUGAAUAUUCGGAUUUAAGCAAGUUUGUGUCCAGUGCCGAAGAACGAGGAAACCUUUUGCUAUUUUUCAGAAGCCUUUCAUCCUUUGCUGAGUGGUGUGAACAUCGCAAAUGCACCUUCAGACAUUUCAAGGCCAAAUAUCCUGAUAUUGUAACACUUCCUGAAGGACCGUCUGGAGAUUACCUGGUUAUAAGGAGCCCUGAACUUUCUGGGUUUGAGUUAAUGAUUGUUUGGAAAAUAUAUGUGGAUGAAGAAGGGAGAGUUACACCUGUCCUGGAUCUUCUGCCUCGAAUACCAGUGCAAGCUGUGGAGGAUAAGCAAGCAGCUGUUGAAAAUGGACCUCAGUGCUUCAGAAAUAUGCUCCUUUUGCUGGGGAUUGAGGCCUCCAUUGAAAGUCUGAUCAAAUCAGUUGGCAUGAAGAAAUGAAUACCCCUUAAACUAGUAAAAUUUGGAAAUUCUUUUUAAUUAUGAUAUUGAGUUAUGCAGUCUAUAAUUUUAUUGAAUAUAAACAUUAAGUUAUUUUCCAUUUAAAAACCAUACCCAUAAAACAUGCUAUCUGUACAAUUAUGGCACGUUAUAUAUAAAUUGUCAUGACAUGAAAAAUAAAUACAGCAAUUUAAAUACAAAAAUGCCAAAUAAAAUAAUUACAGAGUGAAUUUCAUCAUAAAUUUAAAUUUCUGAAUUAA